This is a messenger RNA of Cuscuta campestris, 1371 nucleotides long. NCBI's taxonomy places the organism in Eukaryota, Viridiplantae, Streptophyta, Magnoliopsida, Solanales, Convolvulaceae. The record is from the annotation of a GenBank genome assembly.
AAUACAAACUUCGUCCCCAGUAUUUAAUUGAAAUAAUUAAAAAUAAACUCCCAAGAGUCAAUUUGCUUCCACUCCCACCUGUCCUUCACCUCAACAAACCAACCAAACCUUUCCCCCUUCCCCUUUCUUCUCCAAUCUUCUCCCAAAAUUUCUCCCACUCAAAACAGAACAAAACAAAAAACAGGCAAAAAUCCAAAAAAUAAAAAAAAUAAAAAAGAAUGAGAACCAGCAACCAUUUGAUAGGGGCGAUAAACUUCCUGACAUUACUAGCGUCAAUCCCGAUUUUGGUCGGCGGGAUAUGGCUGAGCGGCAGGGCCAACUCCACAGACUGCAUGAAGUUCCUCCAAUGGCCGCUCAUAGUCAUCGGAGCCUCGAUUAUGGUGGUUUCUCUGGCCGGAUUCGCCGGAGCCUGCUACCGGAACACUUUCCUCAUGUACGUCUACUUGUGGGCCAUGUUCCUCGUCAUCGCCGCCCUAAUCGGAUUCGUCAUCUUCGCCUUCUCCGUCACCGACAGGGGUUCGGGUCGACCCGUCAUGAACCGCCGCUAUUUGGAGUAUUACCUCCAGGAUUACUCGGGGUGGCUCGCGGAGAGGGUCACCAGUCAGGCCUACUGGUCCAAGAUCAGUUCCUGUAUUAGGGAUUCUCACGCUUGUAAACGGAUCCGAAGGUCCAUUAAUGGCUUCCCUGAGUCUGCUGAUAUGUUUUACUUCCGGCAUCUCACCCCUAUUGAGUCUGGAUGUUGCAAGCCGCCCACGGCAUGUCUCUUCGUUUAUGGGAACGAGACGUAUUGGAACAUAGCAGGGACCAUUGCAGCCGACCCAGAUUGCCAGAGGUGGAGCAACGAUCAACAACAACUAUGCUAUAACUGCGACUCUUGCAAAGCCGGUAUACUAGCCAGCCUCAAGAAAAGCUGGAGGAAGGUUUCUGUGAUCAACAUCGUCAUACUAAUCAUCCUGGUGAUUUUGUACGUGGUCGCCUGCGCAGCUUUCAGGCACGACCAACGUAUGGACAAUGAUGAGCCUUAUGGUACUGCUAGAAUGGAGAAGGAACGCCCCGCGAGGAUACAUUUCUAGGGGAACAGGGUAGAGACUAAAAGUUGGUUCAAAAUAAUAUUGCAUUGCAUUGUAUUUAUUAUGGCUUAUUUUAAUGUGGGAUGGUAUUUAGCUUUAAUGCCAGCAUUGCUUUGGGUCUUGUUUGUAUUGUUGGUGUGCUUUGAAUAUCUUUGCCCUUCACUUCAUUUUGGUGAAAUGCUAGGGGUUGAAAGUCAUGGAUCCAAUGGAGCACCGUAGAGUUCCGGUGUCAUCGUGAAGUGUUUAGUGAUCUGUUGGUUGUAGAUCACUAAAAAAAUUUUAAAAAAUUGUGCAUUCAUUA